UGUAGUAUUUAUUUUAAAUUUAAACUGCUUUUACAAAAAUUUCAUGAAAUAUAUUAUAUUUUGUAUGCAUUAAACUCAACUUGCAAAAUAAAUUGAAUUAGGGAAUUUUUAAAUUUCCGCGGCUGCCAUGACAGUAUUUAAGACAGCCGUUCCCGGCAAAACGGAAAGUUUACAAACGAAUUCCAUCCUACUUCUCAGUUAUUACAUGAUAAUACUUCAUGAUUAGGAUACCAAUUUGUUUCUAAUUUAUUGGAUAAAAAUUUGUUAUUACAAUAAAAACAUGAUAUCGUUUAGUUUACUCAGAAUUUAAGGUUAAAUUAAAUGUCAAGCGCCAUUGCCAUGUGCGAGUAGCUCGAUGUAGUUGAUGGCAGUUUCGGUUUUUUCGCCCCGACCAAUCAGAUUCGCGCGGGAAACACUCGUGACUUGCGUAGACCAAUAGAGAGCGGGCGAUUUGAAUUCCCUCUUCGUCUUUGUAGGCUCCCAAGAAGUUUUGUUGUUACAUUCGCUGGGUGUACAGUGCUGUCAGUGAAAAUACUAUUUUUGCCCGAUUUUGAUGAAAAUACAAAUAGACACAACGAAAAUAGUAAACAAACAUAAUCGAGCAUCAUGUCAACAGCAAUGGACAUGUUCCUAAGCGCAACAGACUCGUUGUCGUUCACAGAUAUCUUAGAUAUAGAUAUAAAAUCUGAAAUAGAUACACUAGUUGGGGGACACAACGACUUCUCAGGAUUUAACUUUAACGACAUGCCUCCUUUAGAAAUCGAAGAUGUGCAUGAUAUAAAAUGGUUCAAUUCCAACUCGAAUCAUUCUAAUUUAGAUUUCAGUGGAGAAGACGGUCCCACUAUGGUCAACCCUAACGCUGUAAUGCCCGUUAUGUCCUUAGCACAAAGUAUCAGGUCACCAUCUCCUACACUAAAAGAAAGCCACUUAACUUUCUCGCCUGCUACUAUUAAAAUAGCAGCUAUAAAACCAGAUAAUCCAACAGUUAAGAAAGACUUAACCUGUAAAUUAGAAGAAGUAGUCGAGAAGAAGCCUGUGAUUAAGACAAUUACGAAAGUGACACCAAUCUUAGCCAAACCUGCUGUAAAAACUAUCACCAAGGCACCAACUUUACUUACUUUUAGAAAUACUGUAAAUCGAACCAUAGGGACACCUAUAAACAUUACACAGGUUAACAACAUUGCAACCAUACGAACUGUGGCUCCAUCUACGAUUAACCGCAAAAUUCUCAAUGGUAGGCCAUUAUAUGAUGAUGAAGAACGAGCAUUUCCAAAACCAGCUUACAGUUACAGUUGUUUAAUAGCUAUGGCCUUGAAAAACAGUAGAUCUGGUAGCUUACCCGUUUCUGAAAUCUACAACUUCAUGUGCAGACAUUUUCCUUAUUUCAAAACUGCUCCCAAUGGUUGGAAGAAUUCGGUGAGGCACAAUUUGUCUUUAAAUAAAUGUUUUGAGAAAAUAGAGAAACCUGCAUUGAAUGGUGCUCAACGAAAGGGAUGUUUAUGGGCAAUGAAUCCUGCUAAAAUAAGUAAGAUGGAUGAAGAGGUGCAAAAAUGGUCAAGGAAAGAUCCACAUGCUAUCAAACGGGCAAUGGUAAAUCCUGAGCAUCUAGAAGCGCUGGAACGAGGAGAGAUGAAAUUUUCAUGUUCCUAUGAUGAGGGAGAUAAUUUCGGUGAUUCUUGCGGCAGUGCUGAAGAACAAAGUGAAGGCUCAGACUCUGAACAGGAACAAGAAGUUGAUGUUGCGAAUGUUGCCAACACCCAAUACGAAUAUAUACAAGUUAAGGAAGAGGAUAUAUCUGAUCUAGACAUCGAAGUUUCGGAUGCUUAUGAAGAAAUAGAAGAUGACCAGGAGAUGUUAAGAGUAGAAGUGGCGCUAGCUCAAAAAGAAUUAUUAGAAUAUGAACGUACCUUAAAUAACAAGAGGCGGAGGACGUACAUAUUACAGCGCUAGGUAAACCACUAUUAAGUACAUCAUUGGGUAUUUAGAAAAACAUAACCUAAAUUCUCAGUGUAUCUUUUUUGUAAGGGAAAAAUGCGAAGCUGUGUCUGAUGGUGAUAUAUAUAAAAAAAACUUUGUAAAUAAUUGUAAUAACCUUUCUCCUGCCUAUAUAACUGUUUAGGAAUUAGUAAGUUAAGUGUUGGUUUUAAAAAUACAACAAGACUGCCAAUUCUGACAAUGAUGUUUUAAGUAACUUUUGGUGUCGUGUAUGUCUAUCAACUAGUCCUGUCGCCAGGGGGGGUACAACGGCCUCCUUAAUUCAGAUGGACUUACCCAAGUUUUUUUUAUGUAUUUUGACCCGUAGAACAAGAAUUUUUUGGGUAACAGUUGAUCCGGAUGUCGAUAAGAUUGUUAUAAACAAAGAACUUGAGGAAUUACAUAGCAGCGAUUUUUCGCAAAACAAUACAUUUUUUUGUAUUUUUUGGGUGAUUCUCAGCAAAAAAUGGUCUUGCAAGUUUUUUCGUAGGAUGCAUAGUUUUCGAGAUAAACGCGGUUGAACUUUCAAAAAAUCGAAAAAGUGCAAUUUUUGAACCGGAAUAACUUUUGAUUAAACAAUAAAAUAGCAAUUCUGCUUACUGCAUUUGAAAGUUCAAGUCAAAUUACAUCGGUUUUGAUUAUUUUCAUUGCUAAAAGUUAAGUUUUUAUUUGUCAAACAAAGCUAUAAACACAUACACUGUUACUAAUAAACGAAGUAUAAAAGUUAUACUGAGAAUAAAUCAGGUAUAGGCAAAAUCACUACCAAUAAACAUGGAAUAACUUAGGUAUAGGUUAUACUUGGUAUAAGAAUUUAGUCGCAAGUUUAUUCGCGGUGUGCAAGUACUUGGAAAGGGAAACGAGAAACGACCGUGCGCGAGUCGCGGAGAAAUAUUGCAUCUAUCUUAAAUAAUUCAUAUUGUCAAUUGAAAUUGUCAAAUUGACGUAUAUUUCAUACCUUCUGUCAGUGACGCAGAAAAAUUAUAUAUUGCUCCACAAUAUUGAUAUGUUAUGCAAUUAUUAUAUAAAGGUAAAUUUAAUUAAUUGUAUUUUGCUUGCAGUACUACAUUUUAAUAACUGAUUUUAUUUACUACAUACAAUUGUUUACGUUUGCUAAACAUAACCUGCAUCUUAUUUUUUCUUCUUAUUAUUUUUUUGGACUAUGGUCUUGACAAUUAUCCAGCGGACUAAUAUAAUUGGCCAAUAUAAUUAAAAGUGCGAAUAAAAGUACAGAGCGUAGAAAUAGAGGUCGCUUUGCCGAACUUGCACGGUCCCAAUACCGACCCACACCCUUGUUUAAGUCUGGUAUAACCUAUUUUAUGACUGUCAAAGUCAUCAGAGACAAAAAUAUAUUAUUUUUUGAUUUGUUUUGUGAGUAGAUAUAUAAUAAAAAAAUGUGUUUAAGAGGUAUUGCGGCUAACGAGGAAGUUGAUAAUUUAAUUAACAUGAUGGAAAAUACACGAAAAAGGAAAACUUUCAAAGAAAGCAUAAAUUCUUUUUCAAACAAAACAGAAUAAAAAUCCGGUUUCCUAAAGAUGAUGUAAGAUUUUUAGAAAAAUUAGUAGGUGAUUCACUUAUUGUGAACAAGCGAGAAGGAGGCUUAUCCUCCACUCUACAAGAAAAAUAAGGUCUUUAUUUUCUAUAAUAUGUAGAAAAUCUCUCAGAAUAUUCUUCAAAAUAUGCUGAAAUUAACAUAUUUACAUUGCAUUUAUAAGUCAAAUAAAUAAAGUUUACUUUUUCUUCACUUUCCCAUUUAAUGUAACGUUCUGUUUUAUUUGAAGCCAUUUUAUGAAAUGCUCAAACUUAACAUACAACAUACGAAAUAACGAUUUAUUACAAUACAGCAGAAAAUACAAAGUUCCUUUUAUUCGAAGUCAUUUUAUGAAAUGCUCAAACUCAACAUACAAUAUAAGAAAUAACGAUUUAUUAAAAUAUAGCAGAGAAUACAACGGCCAUAGUCCAUCAAAAAAUAUGUAAUCUACAUAUUUUUUGAGUUUAUACGACUCAUAAAGGGAAAAGCAACUGCGGGUAGUUCAUCAAAAAAUGACGGAAUUUGGUAUAUUAUUUGUAGAGAAAAGUCAAAAUUGACAUAUUUUACCCAAUAUAUCGUUGUUUUAUGCAUUUGUGUAGAAGAUUGCGAAGUUGCCAAACUAAUAUUUCGGAAUAAAGUGGGAAUACUUAUAACUAACUUAUACGGAGUUUAUUGGUAACAAAUUAUUUUUGUAUUAUAUCUACCUUAUACUUAGAAUAACUAUUCUAGAUAUAAAUACGGAAUAACCUUAGAAUACGAGUGUUUUAUUAGUAAGGCAGUUAGUGUUUCCCGUGCCAAAUGCAUGCGUUUUAAUGUACUUAAUAUACGUAGAAAUUCUGUAUUCGCGCCUACUCGUUCGAUUUCAAAUUAGAAAUGCAUUGAAAACACCAUUCAAUCACUAUGUGUUUAUAGCUUUAUUUAACAAUAAAAAAAUUAUUUUUUAGCAAUGAAAAUAAUCAAAGCCGAUAUAAUUUGACAUGAACUUUCAAAUGCAGUAAGCAGAAUUGCUAUUUUAUUUUUCAAUCAAAAGUUAUUCGGGUUCAAAAAUUUCAAUUUUUCGAUUUUUUAAAAGUUCAACCUCGUUUAUGUCGAAAACUAUGCAUCCUACGAAAAAACUUGUAAAAACAUUUUUUGCUUAGAAUGACUCAAAAUAUACAAAAAAAUGUUUUGUUUGGCGAAAAAUCGCUGUUACGUGAUUCCUCAAGUUCUUUGUUUAUAACAAUCUUAUCGACAUCCGGAUCGACUGUUACCCAAAAAAUUCGUGUUCUACGGGUCAAAAUACAUAAAGAAAACUUGGGUAAGUCCAUCUGAAUUAAGGAGGCCGUUGUACCCCUACUGACGACAGGACUAAACGGACAGAAAGAGUAAAUAUCCUAAUAUUGCUUUUUAAAAGUGGACAUUGGUACUAUUUCCCUUUUUACUUAGAGAUGUUACCAAAUUCUCACCAACUAAAAUGAAUUUGAUGAUUUAUUCUUUUUGUCCUCCCAUUUUAUUAUUUUUUUAAUCUACUCGAAUGUAUUUCACAGUUUCUGAACAUUUUCCUUUAUUUCUAGAUAUGGUUGCACACAUUUAAAUUUCAAAUUCUAAUUUUCACUCAAUCGCCCGGCUCACUCAAUAUUGAAGAAUAGUAGAGCAAGCUAUCUAAGGGUUUGCAUACUACGGAGAGCAAUGGAUUGUAUCCCCGCUCCAACCCUUGUUCCCUGGUAUUUAUAUUCGUGAAUUCUCGCAUUUAAAAUAAUGUAUUUAUUUUACAUAGCGAUCGAUAAUAUAGUUUCGAUCAUAGUUCACGAAUAUAACGAAUAUAAAUACCAGGGAGCAAGGGUCGGAGCGAGGAUACAAUCCAUUGCUCUCCGUAGUGAGCACAACUUAAGAGACUAGUUAAUAUUCUGCUUGCGGGGUGCUAUUGUUCGAUGUGUGAAAUUACAUAAACAAGGGAUCAUUUUAUAAAACAGGAAGAUCCCUUGUUUAUGGGGUUAUACCAUACACAGAUAAAUACUUCGAACAAUAGCACACCACUGAGCUGAAUAUUAAUGAGUCUUUUAGAUAACUGGUACUCUUUAAAUGGUUGUUGGGUUACAUAACAUAAUAUUAUAUAUUAAUAAUUAAGCUGAUACACAGAAUGAGUGAUUGAAAACGGUCCAGCCUAGCUUAACACAGGCUUUGCAUUUAAUUUUUGAGAGGUAAUAUGUAUAUAUUGUUACAGUUCAAGUUGAUUAUCCAGUUGGAGUUGACUAUUCCUAGUUCGAGUCAACUCAAACGGCUGGUUUUAGUAAAAGUUGAUUAUAAAUAUAAAAUAAAUAUUUUUAUUCAACAUUUACUAGUAAAAGUAGACUCUAACUAGAAAAAGUAUACUUCCCAAGGCAAUUUAGUAAGAGUUGAUUCACACAAACAACCGAUUCUAGAAAUUAAAUGUUACUGGAUAUGGUCAAAUCGUGAUAAGUAGUUGAAACGGUCAAAACAAAGAGACGCACACUCAUCAAAAAAGCACGUGAGAUUAUACUCAUAUAAUCUACAUUUACUGAAUCGAUCCAGGCAUAGUCAACUCAAGCUAGUAAGAGUUGAUUCUAUUUUUCCCGCGAUCUACUUUUACUAACAAGGGUUAGGAAGAGUCUACUUCAACUAGUAAAAGUUGAAUUAAAUUUUUCAAAUCAACUUUUACUGCUCGUUUUAGUUGGGAGUUGACUCGAACUAGGAAUGGUCAACUCCAAAUGAGAAUCAAGUCAAAAUGAAUUAUUUUCUUUUGUUUGCUAUUUGGUAUAGUAUGGUCAAUAUACUAUAAGUUUAGUCCAAUCCUUUUCAUUUCUGUGGUUCAUGUUACAAGUUUACUUUACUUUAUUCUUACGCUUGCAAAAUAAGUUUAUUUUUUAUACUAAUAUUUAAAUAAAUAAAAUAUCUUUAAUUUCUUAAAAAGCUAUUUUCUAGUUCUUUUAAUCGGUAGUAUGACUAAAUCAAAAGGCAUUACGAAAUAAAAAAAAAAACAAGCAAAAAAAUUUCCAAAGUGAACAUUUUUACAUACUUAUUCAAAAAUAUUUUAUUACGGACCUAAAUGUAGUAAAUUAAAUGAAUUUGUCUAACUUUUGAACUCUAAUUCAUGAAUGUGGCGAUAUAUUUUAGUCGAUGUGUCCUACAAAAAAAAUGUGGGGCCAAGUCGGCAGAACUAGGUGGUCAUCUCAUCGUUUUGUUUGUGUAUGUAUAUAAUUUGAAAACAAGACAGUAUCCAAUAUAUUAAUGAUUACCAGCUUUUUGCAACCAUAACUAGAAAUGAUUUCUCGUGUAAUCGUGUUUGAAUGGAAUAGAGAUGGACUGUGGCAAUUUCGUGAUGACAGCUUUACAUAAUUACCGUGUAAGUAACAGUUACUAUAUAACUACUUAUAAAAAUAUAAAAUUUAGAUGUUUAACGAUCAAAUUAGUUAAAAAUUUAGAUUUAUUUAUUCAUUUACAUUAUUUAAUUCUGAGUAAUAGAAUAUUGAAUCUUGUAUAUCAGAAUUCAUUAUAAAUCUCAACGUUGUAGUUGAGAAUUUCAAUAAAUUUUGUAAGUGAAUGAAGAUACUAUCGUGUAGCUUAAUUAAGCAUAGAGCGUGCAGUAGAAAUAUUUAGUUUUCUAAAAGAAAUCAUGGCAUAAACUUAGCUAAACUUAAGGUUGUAAAAAAGUUAAAAGAAAGCAUAGAAUAAAUGUUUGUAUACGACGUUUUUCAAGAAGUAACAUCACUGAAUCCGUCAAUCACAGACAGCUUUUUGCCGUUGUAGGCUUCUCAGGUAGAUUACAAUUCAGUGGAUGUUCGAUCAAGCUGUCAUCGUAAGUUUGUAGACUUAAUAGAACUGUGCCUUGGCUCCUCACUGUUCAUUAACUGAAAGCAUGCCUGUCUAUAAAACACCUACUUCACAUUCGAAAGGGACCAGUUCAAUCACAAGUAUUAGUUUUUACGUAUAUUUUCAGGUCGAGUUUCAUUCAGAUUAUUGAGGAAAUAAUGUCACAUUACGCCUAAAAUUAUUUUUAUGUUAAAAAUUAAAUAGAGAUGCACCUCUAAAAAUUUAUAACAAGACAACUAUCUAAAUUACAAAUCAAAGUGACUAUUAAACAAUAAACAUAAUAUUCACUUUUGUCAGUCAUUCACUAUUCACUUAUAGUCAAACGCUAACAGAAUAAUUAUGUUUUUUUAAUGAGUUUCUUAAUAUAACAGAUGUAAUACAGUGAUGGGCGCGCUAAUAACCAGCAAAAUAACGGAAAAGAUGGAAAUAUAAUACAUUGUGAAAUAAAAAGGGAUGAAACUAGUAGAGGUGGAAAUUAUCGAUAUAAACGUAUAAAUUAACGUUACAUUACAUUACAUGUUUCUCACCUUUAGACGUAUGUGACAGGAGUAUUUUAUAAAAUUUUCCUGUCACAGUGAAAGGUGUCAUACUCCUCCGAUAUCAAUUUAUUUACAUUGGGCAUUGAAAAGAUCUUCCACAGACAAAUUUGUAAUUAUUCUGUUUGCCCUUUCUGAAAUAAUUAAAACAUUUGCCUCAUACUGCAUAGAAUAUUCACUGCACUUAGUUUAUUUCAGGUAUUCAAUUAGUUAAAUUGUGUCUGUAUUAUUGGCGUUAUUUGAAAAUCAUUAAAUAAUUAAAUAAUGUUAAAUAUAAUAAAUAAUUAAAUGAGUAUAGCAGACUACCCUGCUAUAAUCCCAAAGCCGGGGUAGCAGUAUAAAACGGGAGACUAUUAUUAUUAUUAUAUUGUAUUAAUAAUCUUGAAUGAAACUCUACAAAAAUUACCAUAACAAUUACUAAUUUAAUGUUUUUUUUUACUUAAAUCUCGCAAUUGUGAUAUAUAAACCCAUGUUUUCAUGGCCUGUUACAAGUGUAAGGGGAUUUGCAAUCAUUUUUGUUCUAAUUAGAAUUUCAGAUAAUAUUUAAGAGAUGUUUGUAUUAAAGCAGUUUCUGUAGGUUUUGAUCGAGAGCAGCGAAAAGUUUUAACAUUUUUUAAAAGUAUUGAUAGUCUAUUCCUACCAAGUAAAGGAACAAAAUUUUUUUCUGACUCGAUGACUUCAAUUCAAAUUAAAUUUAUUCUUUGUAUUACAUACACUGACUCUAUAGUCCCCUACCUGUAUUACAGUAGACUCCCUUUAUAACGAGAACUCAAAUGGCGGACUGAUUACCUCGUUAUAAGCGGAUCUCGUUAUAUCAGACAACAAUAAUAUUGUGCAUACCACCACCACUGAAAUGUUUUGAUGCCUCUUACGUAGUUUAUUAGGUGUCAUGGUUGACUUAACAAUGAAAUUUGGCCAUCGUAAAUUGUAAAUUUCCUACAAUAUUCAAUAUCGGUCGAUAGAUAAACAAGAAGGAAGAAGUUUAUUACCGGCGGGGGAAUUUAUUACAGCACUGGUCUCAAUAAGCACACAGAUGUUGGCAUUCCUGUAUACAGGCAGUUAUGGUAUUUAUUUAUGGCCAUCACCACUCCAAAAACAUAUUCUUCGAUUUCAUUUUUCCUCGUUUUAACCAAAAUAUAAAGGUGUUAUAGUUUAAUAGGAAUUUCAUGGGACAUCUAGUAUACCUCGUUAUAAGAGAAAUCUCGUAAUACCCGUGUUCGUUAUAGAGAGAGUAUACUAACUGUCUUUUGACCUGAAACUAAAUUUAAUUCUUUAAUUUUUUCGCAGAAUUUUUUAAAGUUAGGAGAAAAUACAACGUUUCAAUUCACCCCCGUAUAAUCCCAUGCAAACAAAAUUUUUUGUUACCGGAAUAAUAACAAACGGUAUCAAUACAUUUAUCUACAAACUGAUGCAAGAAUCUUGAAAAUCGGAGUACAAAUAAUAAAUUAUUGUCAAACUUAAUAAAAAAUUUUGGGUGGCGGAAUUUUGUGCCGGUGAGUGUAUAAUUCUUAUUAAUGCCACUUUAUAUAAACUUCCAAGACUUCGCCCCGCAUAAACUACAAGAAUAAAAAACCACUAAACGCCGUAAAAAUAAGUGGCGCAUACAAUAUUCCAGCUACAAAAGAUC
Diabrotica virgifera virgifera (western corn rootworm) is the source of this 9475-nucleotide messenger RNA. RefSeq names its product mothers against decapentaplegic homolog 4-like. Gene Ontology annotation, biological process: regulation of transcription by RNA polymerase II; anatomical structure morphogenesis; transforming growth factor beta receptor signaling pathway. NCBI's taxonomy places the organism in Eukaryota, Metazoa, Arthropoda, Insecta, Coleoptera, Chrysomelidae. The transcript has 6 exons. The record is from RefSeq and is a predicted model, not a curated record. Bases 607 to 1950 code for a protein of 447 amino acids. Gene Ontology annotation, cellular component: heteromeric SMAD protein complex. Gene Ontology annotation, molecular function: I-SMAD binding; RNA polymerase II cis-regulatory region sequence-specific DNA binding; DNA-binding transcription factor activity, RNA polymerase II-specific.